Molecule: messenger RNA, 1283 nt
Organism: Lactuca saligna
Lineage: Eukaryota; Viridiplantae; Streptophyta; Magnoliopsida; Asterales; Asteraceae
Source: the annotation of a GenBank genome assembly
UGAACACUGAAGAACUCGGACGUUUUCUGUGAUCUUACGAGAGACUUCGAAGAAGACGCUAGAUCGAGGGAAAAAAAUCAUAAAAACUUUCAAGGCUAUUGGAUUGCUUGCUUCUAAUGGCUGUUGAAAAACUUUUCAAAGAUGAAGCUACUGAAGAAAAGGGUGAACGUGCCCGGAUGGCAUCCUUUGUUGGGGCCAUGGCAAUUGCUGAUUUGGUAAAAACAACUUUAGGACCUAAAGGAAUGGAUAAGAUAUUACAAUCCACUGGUAGAGGACACAGUGUCACUGUGACUAAUGAUGGUGCCACUAUCUUAAAGUCUCUCCAUAUUGACAACCCUGCUGCCAAAGUCCUUAUUGACAUCUCAAAAGUUCAAGAUGAUGAAGUGGGUGAUGGGACUACUUCAGUGGUAGUUUUGGCUGGUGAACUUUUGAGGGAGGCUGAAAAGUUAGUAGCAUCAAAAAUCCAUCCAAUGACAAUCAUUUCAGGUUUCCGGAUGGCUGCUGACUGUGCACGUAACGCAUUGCUGGACAGAGUUAUGGAUAAUAAAAAGGAUGCAGAGAAAUUUAGAUCCGACCUAAUGAGGAUUGCAAAGACCACUUUGAGUUCAAAAAUUCUCUCACAGGACAAAGAACAUUUUGCAAAAUUGGCUGUUGAUGCUGUUAUGAGGCUAAAAGGAAGCACAAAUUUGGAAUCCAUCCAAAUCAUCAAGAAAGCCGGAGGGUCACUAAAAGAUUCAUUUUUAGAUGAAGGAUUUAUUCUAGACAAAAAGAUCGGACUAGGUCAACCAAAACGUAUAGAAAAUGCAAAAAUCUUGGUUGCAAAUACAGCAAUGGACACGUAUAAAGUAAAAAUCUACGGGGCACGUGUCCGAGUCGACUCGAUGGCAAAAGUUGCUCAAAUUGAAGGAGCAGAAAAGGAGAAAAUGAGAGAAAAAGUAAAAAAAAUAAUCGGCCAUGGAAUCAACUGUUUUGUUAACAGACAAUUAAUCUACAAUUUUCCCGAAGAAUUAUUUGCCGAUUCCGGUAUUCUCGCAAUCGAACAUGCCGAUUUUGAAGGAAUCGAACGUCUCGCUUUAGUGACAGGUGGCGAAAUUGCAUCCACUUUUGAUAAUCCGGAAUCUGUUAAACUCGGACACUGUAAACUUAUUGAAGAAAUUAUGAUCGGUGAAGAUAAAUUAAUCCACUUUUCCGGAGUCCAAAUGGGUCAAGCUUGUACCAUUGUUUUGAGAGGAGCAAGUUUUCAUGUACUUGAUGAAGCGGAAAGAUCGUUGCAUGAUGCGUAA